AUGUCGGGCCCCCGCGCCGGCUUCUACCGGCAGGAGCUGAACAAGACGGUGUGGGAGGUGCCGCAGCGGCUGCAGGGCCUGCGUCCGGUGGGCUCCGGCGCCUACGGCUCGGUCUGUUCGGCCUACGACACGCGGCUGCGCCAGAAGGUGGCGGUGAAGAAGCUGUCGCGCCCCUUCCAGUCGCUGAUCCACGCGCGGAGGACGUACCGCGAGCUGCGGUUGCUCAAGCACCUGAAGCACGAGAACGUCAUCGGGCUUCUGGAUGUCUUCACCCCGGCCACGUCCAUCGAGGACUUCAGCGAAGUGUACUUGGUGACCACCCUGAUGGGCGCCGACCUGAACAACAUUGUCAAGUGCCAGGCGCUGAGCGACGAACACGUCAAGUUCCUGGUUUACCAGCUGCUGCGCGGGCUCAAGUACAUCCACUCGGCCGGGAUCAUCCACCGGGACCUGAAGCCCAGCAACGUGGCUGUGAAUGAGGACUGCGAGCUCAGGAUCCUGGACUUCGGGCUGGCGCGCCAGGCUGAUGAGGAGAUGACCGGAUACGUGGCAACGCGCUGGUACCGGGCACCUGAGAUCAUGCUGAACUGGAUGCACUACAACCAGACAGUGGACAUCUGGUCUGUGGGCUGCAUCAUGGCUGAGCUGCUCCAGGGAAAGGCCCUCUUCCCGGGAAAUGACUGUAUCCUUGGCCCAGCUGUAGGCUCUGGGCAGUGCCCCAAGAUCUUGUGUCUGGGGGCCGGGAAAAGUCCAUGGCUGGCCAGUGGGAGUUUCCUGAGCGAGGUAGACAUUGACCAGCUGAAGCGCAUCAUGGAAGUGGUGGGCACACCCAGUCCAGAGGUUCUGGCAAAGAUAUCUUCAGAACAUGCCCGGACAUACAUCCAGUCCCUGCCCCCCAUGCCCCAGAAGGACCUCAGCAGCAUCUUCCAUGGAGCCAACCCUCUGGCCAUAGACCUCCUUGGAAGGAUGCUGGUGCUGGACAGUGACCAGAGGGUCAGUGCGGCGGAAGCGCUGGCCCAUGCCUAUUUCAGCCAGUACCAUGACCCUGAGGAUGAGCCAGAGGCAGAGCCCUAUGAUGAGAGCGUCGAGGCCAAAGACCGCACGGUGGAGGAGUGGAAGGAGCUCACCUACCAGGAAGUCCUCAGCUUCAAGCCCCCAGAGCCUCCAAAACCGCCGGGCAGCCUGGAGAUUGAGCAGUGAGGCGCUGCCCAGCAGCCACCCUUGAACCUGUGGAGGGGCCAGAGCCUGCACCCUCCCUCAGUGGGUCAGGUUUCCUCUACACCCCUAUGGCCAGGCAGCCCUGACCCCUGGUCUGGGACCCCAUGCCUUGAGGAGAGUCUACACACAUGUGACUGCACAAACCUUUGUGCACGUGUGCUUGCCAUGUGUAGGACUCUGGGCACAGGUGUCCCUGGGUCUACUUUGGUCCUCCUACCCGCUCCUGGCCACAGGGCUCUCCCUUGGGACCUCCCUGUGGGGGGCCUGGAUGCCACAGGGAUCCCCCUGGGGAGUGUGUCUGUCUCUGGACCUCCUCUGGCUCAGAGAGCUAUGGGGGGUGCACUGGGGCCAGGGGCUCAGUGGGUAGAGCUGCUCAGCCUGGAAGUGGGGGCUGCCCUGGUGGUUGCUGAGACCCACAGACCCAAGAGCUGAGGCAGGGCUAGUGCACCACCAGGCUCAGCAGGGUCUUCCCUGUGGGGGUAGCAGGGCAGGACAACCACCAGGUGUCAAAUGAGAAAGGCUGCCUGGAGCCUUGUGCCACCUGUGGGGUCUGUGGGCACACGGACAUGAACAUGUGGUCCCAGCGUUCACAUGUCAGGACGUGUGCUAGGCAGGGGAAUCUGCGGGCACGCAAGGGCCAGGAGCCAUGUCGGGCAGGGGCCUGAGUUUGGGUGGGUGUGCUACUGCCUCGCCUCCCCUUAGUUCGUGAUGCCACAGGGGGUGGUGAGAUCCAGGCUAGGGGCUCCAGUGGGCCAAGGGGGCAGCCACUUGGGGGCUUUCUCCUGGGAGCUCCAGCUGGUCCGAGGCAUGAGGCACACUCCAGUUGUUGGGGCCGGGGCUGGGGGUGCAGCCUCGAGAACACUAAGGCAGGCAGCACGCACGGAUGUGGACUUGGACACUUUUGCCGGACCUCAGCCCGGAGCUGACCACCUCCACCGCUCUCUACCUCUGCCCUCGUGGUGGCUGCAGCUGGAGGUCCGAGGUGCUCUGGUCUGCGGGUCAGCUCCCAGAGUGGGGCGAAUGGACUAACCUUUGGGACAGGACUGCCCAGACACGUCGGGUGUGGCUUCUCCCUGGAGAGGUGGUAGCCUCUUGCCUGGAGGGGUCCAGGGAGGUCUGGGGCCAAGUGCCUGCACCAGGGGUGCACAAUAAAGAGGAUCCCUCCUGUU
Molecule: messenger RNA, 2387 nt
Organism: Propithecus coquereli (Coquerel's sifaka)
Lineage: Eukaryota; Metazoa; Chordata; Mammalia; Primates; Indriidae
Gene: MAPK11
Product: mitogen-activated protein kinase 11
Exons: 12
Coding region: 1-1200 (399 amino acids)
Biological process (GO): protein phosphorylation; intracellular signal transduction
Cellular component (GO): nucleus; cytoplasm
Molecular function (GO): ATP binding; MAP kinase activity
Source: RefSeq, a predicted model, not a curated record